Acanthopagrus latus (yellowfin seabream) is the source of this 2260-nucleotide messenger RNA. RefSeq names its product acyl-coenzyme A thioesterase 1-like. NCBI's taxonomy places the organism in Eukaryota, Metazoa, Chordata, Actinopteri, Spariformes, Sparidae. Gene Ontology annotation, biological process: fatty acid metabolic process; acyl-CoA metabolic process. Gene Ontology annotation, molecular function: fatty acyl-CoA hydrolase activity. The record is from RefSeq and is a predicted model, not a curated record.
CACACACACACACACACACUACGGUCCAAGGGUCUGCAGUGUUGCUGGUUGCAGAGGUAAGGCUUACAGUAAUACAUUUAUAUGAGCGGUAAUGGAGUGACACAGUUACUGAAGCUAUUUCGGUCAUAUAUUACUGCAGAUAUGCCACAUAACACGUUACAAUCCGCAUUACUGAAGGAAGUGAAGUGUUUCCUGUUGUUUUUUAAGAAUCCAUCCAAACCAACAUGAACAUAUCGAGCCCAUACAUUCUUUUUUCAGUCUCUGUGUGACUGAGAUAAGACAAAUGAUGAAGCCUAAUCCUCUGAGGGCACUUUACUUUACAUUCUUGAAUCACAGGUACGUGUGGACAGGUGGACUUAAGAAAAAGGCAUAGAAGAAGAGAUUUUUGACUUGUCAUGUCAUUAUAGGCUGCAUUAUAGAAGGUAUAGAUCUGUUGUGUUUCAUAUGACUGAGCCUACGAUUUAGCUAUUAAAGCUAUCCAAUUAUUCUUUGAAGUUUAUUUGGGCAUUUUGUUGAACAAAACUAAAAAGUAAGUAAUUUAUUAAUCUAUGCUGACAGUAACACUGUGACAUAAUGUAUCACUGUAAAAUAAAGGAAACUAGUAAAUAUGUAAAAUAUUGCAUUUGACACACUGACGUGCGCACAACGCAUUUUCCAGCAGCAACCUCACCCACACAGACCAGACAGUUUAAAGUUAAGAUGGGACUCAAACACACACAACCAUCUUAAUUUUAAACUGUCUGGUCUGUGUGGCUGAGGCUGCUGAAGGUUGCUGCUUCAAAAAAUGUCACUGUCCUGUUCGCUUUGUCACAGUCAGAGGAUGAAAAGAUCCUCAGCUUCAGACAAGAUAUCCUGCCAAGUCCUGCCAAGUGCCAGGUGCUUGUUUGACCAGCCGUUUCAGGUGAAGGUUGGCGGGCUGAGGGUGGGACAGAUGGUCACCAUGAAAGCUGCUUCAACAGAUGAGAGGGGAGUGGCUUUCAGCUCUUCGGCCACUUACAGGGCUGAUGGUAAUGGGGAGAUCGACCUGGACAGAGACCCUUCACUCAGUGGGAGCUAUGUGGGGGUUGAACCCAUGGGUCUGCUGUGGUUGAGAGCAGACACCUUGCAUCAGUACUUUUUUAAGAAUAAAGUGAUGGAGCCCAUGGUGGUGAAGUUGUCAGUACAUGAGGGAGAGGGGGAGGGGGAGGGGAGGAUGUUGGCAGAGGUGACCAAUGAGAGGUUUCUGAUUGGAGACGGCGCCAGCCGACUCCCCAUCAAAGAGGGAAAUGUUCAGGGAGUCCUGUUUACUCCUCCAGGUAGGUGGUGGUUUUGCAUGAUCACUGUGUUGGACCUGUGCACCUUCAUGUCAGAGAAAAGAACCUCUCUGCUAGCCAACAAAGGCUUUGUGGUUCUGGUUAUAGCAGUGUACACUGAUAAGACUGACAACCUUAAUGAGAUUCAUCUGGACCGCUUUGAAGAAUCAGUGGAUUUCUUACGACAACAACCUAUGGUGGUCAGUAAAGGAGUGGGCAUAGUAUCGUGAUCAAAGGGAGCAGACAUUGCUCUUUCGCUUGCUGCCUUUGUGCCAGGUGUUCAGGCCGCUGUGUGGAUCAAUGGCUGCUGUGCCAAUGCGGGCUUACCUCUGUACUACAAGAAAUGCCAAAUCCUCUCACCCAUACUGUACGACAUUAGUAAGGUGAUUCCCACUGACAUUGUCAGGUAUGUUGUUCAAAAUCCCCUUGCGGAGGAGAACAAGGGCAGCCUGACCCCUAUCCAACACGCCAAGGGACACUUCCUCUAUGUGGUUUCAGAGGAUGACCUCAACUGGGACAGUAAGGGUUACAUGGACGACAUGGUGCAGAGACUGAAGCACCAUGGGAAGGACAAUUUUGAGACUGUGUGUUACCCUGGGGCAGGGCACCUUCUGGAGCCACCGCACGGACCGUACUGCCCCUCGGCUUUCCAUUGGCUCCUGAGAUAUCCUGUCCUGUGGGGAGGUGAGCCCAGAGGCCACGCAGCAGCUGAGGUCCACAUGUGGAAGAAGGUCCGGGAGUUCUUAAGAACUCACCUGAGCUGUGAGGCGACAAAGACUAAAGCCAUGUUAUAGAUACAAAUAGAUUGACAGGAAAGAUGAAUACCAACAAAAUCAUGACAUUGUUGUAAGCGGCAAAAUGUUUUGUUAUUGAGUUGAAAAUCUGAAAUGUUCAAUGGAAUAAAUUGUGUUGAAAGAUGAUCGCAACCUUGUGUAGGAUGACUAUAUGUAAUAAAGAAAAUGGUAAGA